Messenger RNA from Andrographis paniculata, 1301 nucleotides. Its product is annotated as PLASTID TRANSCRIPTIONALLY ACTIVE protein 6, chloroplastic. Lineage: Eukaryota; Viridiplantae; Streptophyta; Magnoliopsida; Lamiales; Acanthaceae. The record is from RefSeq and is a predicted model, not a curated record. Gene Ontology annotation, cellular component: plastid-encoded plastid RNA polymerase complex. The transcript is spliced from 6 exons. Bases 48 to 998 code for a protein of 316 amino acids.
GCUUGGAUAGCCUAACAUCCGGUCCCGCCGGCCGUCGGAACGCCGCCAUGUACGCAGCCACGCUGCUCUUGACGCCCAUUAUUCCUGUAAAUCGCUCAAGAAUCCAACCGAUUACGUUUCCGAAACCAAGUAUUCUCAAGCCUCCGAGCUUGAUGCAGCCCGUAGCACCGAGGCUAGACUUCCGAGCAUGGGCGGACGAUGGGGACGCAGAUGAAGUAGGCCCUGACGACUAUGAAAUGGACGAAGACGACGUUGAGGAGGCCGACAAUAAGAAGGACUUCGAUGUCGAUUACGACUCCGCAGUGGGGCAAGGUGGAGGGGACGAUAUUGAGAUGGUGGAUAGUAAGAGUUUCGUGUACACUCAGGGUUGGGAUCCUGAGAAAACCGUUGAUUAUAGAAUAAAUGAAGAAGAGUUUCAUAAAAUUUGUCUUAUGGAUUGUGAUUUUUUCAUUCGGAAGCCGCCUGACCCAGAAAACGACGUGUAUGAUUUUCGCGAGAUGUACGUUACUCCCCCGGACACUGAUGUAUAUUCAAUUCCAAAGAUUCUUGCACCGAUGCCUCAAAAGUAUAUCCGCUGUGCGCAGACUGAUUAUGGGCGCUACAACGUCACUGAGCCACCAAUUGAUGCACCAAGAGACCCCCUGUAUAAAUCUGAGAAGGAAAUCCUGAAGAUAUUUUUGACAAAACACUACAGGAACCGUCGGUUGGGUGAUCCUGAAUUUGCUUUGGAUUUUGAGGAGAUCUAUGUUAUAGAUUCAAGAACAAAGUCAAUUACGAGGGCAAAAGUUGUGGUGACAGUUCCUGAAGGGAAAGAUCGAGAUAGAAAGGAAGAUUUGCUUGUUGUUCGUGACAACGGGGACUCCUUCAAAAUAAUCUCCUCAGGGGAGCAAGAUGACCCAACUACCGUAAUAGAGGAGGAGGAGUGGGGCAAAACUAGGGCAGAUCUAGAAAAACAUCUUAGCAAGCUCAGGGACUUCAACAUUUCAAACUGGUUUUAGGACUGCUGCAGAUUGUGCCGUCUCUUCCAUCUUCUGAAGACCAAUAAACAAAAAUGUAGGAUAUGGUUGCUCCAACAUGGCUGCCACAUUUGUAUGUUAUGAUGACAGCCUGGUAAAACUUCAUUGUAUCAUCAGGGCUGUUUAGGCCAAAGCAGAAAGUGCUGCAGGAUAGUCAGAUUACUCCUAGUAGUAGAGAUAUGGUGGAGAGAAUGGGUAAACUUUGGUGAUCUUUUAACUAGUUUAUACUAUAAUAUAUAAUCACCAAUGACGGCGAAUGUUCUAUGCAAUAUACUCUUUCAUCAA